AUGGUGGAGAUUGAGGCGUCGGCGUCGGCGUCGGCGUCGCGGCGCGUGUCUCGCGACGACGCGAAGGAUUCGUAUCCGGCAGUGGUCGUCGCGAGGGAGAGACCGCGCGAUACACGACGAGUGGAGGAGCUAGAAACUGAACUUAAAAAGUUACAGGCGAAGAGCGAGCGGCAGACGAAGAAGAUCAACGCGCUCAAGGAGGAGCUCGCGACGGAACGAAGGGCGCGCUCGAACGAGUUGCAGACGGUGCGCGCAAAACACGAGCGCGAAAUGCGCGAUCUGGUCGCGUCGGUGAGCGGGGUGCAGAAAUCAAAUGUUCAACGGCGACGUCGGGUGAGUUCGAACGAGUAUCCGCCGCCGCCUUCGAGGAUAGUAUCGGGCGCGGACGAGUUUGAUGCGUUCAUCGCCGGCUUCGCGGCCGAAACAGACAGACUGAGGAAAACGCUCGAGCACAAGAGGUUUUUAGCGUAG
This is a messenger RNA of Ostreococcus lucimarinus CCE9901, 471 nucleotides long. RefSeq lists its product with no specific name. The record is from RefSeq and is a predicted model, not a curated record. The coding region runs from base 1 to 471 and encodes 156 amino acids. The transcript has a single exon. Lineage: Eukaryota; Viridiplantae; Chlorophyta; Mamiellophyceae; Mamiellales; Bathycoccaceae.